CGGCGGCGCGGUGACGUAGAGGACGCCGAGAAGGAAGAGGAGGAAGACGAGGAGGACGGCGGCGCCGUGGGGGGCUGCGAGCGGCGCCCGGCUGCUCCUCGCGAGACUUCCAGACUUUGCAUCCUAGCGUCUCUCCUCGGUCAGCAUGGGCCAGUUGCGAAUUUUCUGCAGCAUGUACCUGAGGAGCAUCACCCGCGCCCCUCAUCUGCUCUGUGUCAGGAUCCGGCAGCACCCACAGGGGUUAAUUUGGCGGAGGCAAUCUGGAUGGUGCCAUUAUAAAGCCGUGAUCUUUGAUGCAAGUGGAGUGCUCCUCCCGUCCCCUUACAAGACAGCUGCAGACUGGGAGGCCCAGAAUUGUAUUCCAGCCGGCACCAUCCAGCAAGCUAUACUCUCUGGAGGGGAAAAUAGUCCCUCUCUGAAGUACACAAGAGGAGAGCUGACGACUAUGGAGUUUUUGCAGGAAUUGGGACAGCAGUGCUUUGAGAUUGCAAAUGUCUGUGUUCCAGUGGACUCUUUUCUCUCGGACUUAAUCAGAAAUGAGAUGAUAAAACAGCUCCCCAUAAUGGCAGAAGCAGUACAGUGUAUCCGUGCAGAAGGUCUUAAGACAGCUCUUCUAAGCAAUGACUUCUGUCUGCUGAAUGGAGAGAGCUUUCUGCCCCUGGACCGAAGGCACUUCGAUGUGAUGGUCGAAUCUUAUCGGGAAGGAAUGCGCAAGCCAGAUCCUCGUAUUUACAAGCUGUGCUUGGAGCGCUUGGGUGUUCAGCCCCAGGAAUCCAUCUUCCUUGACAACAGCAGCCAGAACCUAAAAGCAGCAGCCCGGCUUGGCAUUAAAACGGUGAAGGUCCACGAUCCUGAAAUAGCACUCAAAGAGCUGGAAACCUAUCUGGGUUUUCCUUUGCAAGGGUUUGUUCCAUAUACUUGUGCAGUGAGACCAAGCAUGGAAAUCCCAAAAGAUCAUCUGCAAAAGUACCUUGAAAAUGUUCUCAGUGACUGGGCAACAGGGCCACUAGUGUUACGGCAGUUUGGCCACGGACAGUCUACCCGGACCUAUUGUGUCAAGUUUGGAGAUCGCUUGCUAGUGCUGAAGAAGGAGCCCUCUGACAGCCUGCAUCCCUCAGGCCCUCCUGUCAGAAGGGAAUACAGGGUACUGAAGGCACUCUCUGAGGCUGGUGUUCCUGUUCCCACUGUACUUGCUGUCUGUGAGGACAAAAGCACCCUUGGCACACCUUUCUACCUGAUGGAGUACUGUGCUGGCCGUGUCUACAGUGACGUCUCCCUGCCUGCGCUGCAGCCUAGCCAGCGGAGGGCUAUUUAUGCUGCCAUGAAUCAAGUCCUCUCCAAGAUCCACAGUGUAGACCUCAGAGCAGCCAAACUGGAGGACCUCAGGGAGCAUGGUAAUUACAUUCAGUGGCAAGUUAAGACCUGGACAGAGCAGUAUCGAGCUAUGGAAACUCAUGUUAUCCCAGCCAUGGAGAGACUCAUCGAGUGGCUGCCUCUGCAUUUUCCUGAAGCUCAGAAGACCACAGUCGUGCAUGGUGAUUUCAGGAUGGACAACCUGGUCUUUCAUCCAGACAGGCCAGAAGUCCUUGCUGUCCUUGGCUGGAAGCUUUCAACUCUAGGAGAUCCCAUCUCUGAUUUGGCGAAUAACUGUAUGGCCUACUUCCUGCCAUCUCACUUUAAUGCACUGAGAGGCUUGAGGAAGUGUGAUUUGGGGCACCUGGGAGUCCCCACAGCAGAGGAGUAUUCCCAGAUGUACUGCAGCCACAUGGGAGUGGAGCGCCCCGAGAACUGGAAUUUCUACAUGGCCUUUGCCUUUUUCCGACUGGCUGCAAUGCUGCAGGGGCUCUACAAACACUCCCUGGCAGGGAGGCCAGCCCCAGGUGAAAGCAGCCCAGAGGAUGCAGAGUUUGUGGCCAACCUGGCUUGGGAGUUUGCCAUAAAAGAAGGAUUCCGUGUGUUUGACAGCCUCCCCACCACAAAGCCUCUUGCACGACGUUACAGCACCUGUGCCAGGCAAGGGUCGUUCCUCAGCAGGAGCUAUGGUACCUGGCCACCCCAGGUAGCUGGUCCUGGGGCAGCUCCUGACCCCAAAGCUCCCUGGGUCACUCCCCCCACCAGCCUGCUGGGGAUGGCCCAGGGUCUUUGCUGCAAGCUGGAAAAGAUCAUGGGUGUCCAGAGAAGUUUUCUGAUUUCCCAGCCCAGAGGGACUCCACAACCUUUUCUAGAGCCAAAGGUCUCUGGAGCAGAACAUCUCAGCAGCACAGGCCCCAUCCUUCAUGCGGACCUGAGCUCCGUGUCUGGCUGAAGGUCCUGCAUGGUUCACAGGACAGCACUCUCUAAACCAGAGCUGAGCCACUAGCUGCAGCACUGGGGAGGCUCGGACGUGAGACGAAACUGGCCACUCUGGCAUGGGAGAGGCUGUGCUAACAGCAGCCUGGGAGCUUCUGAAUUUCAGCCGUGUUUGUUGUUAUCUUGUAUCUGGGCUCAGUACCUUUAUUGCCAGGCUCAGUAGGGGUGGGGCAAAUCCACUCCUGGGUCAUGAGGCUGCAGACAGUCAAUACACGCUUUACGGCGUGGGGGAGUUGGUCUGGAACGACCAGGUAGGGGUGCAAGUCUUGGUUUUGGGAAUAAAGUGAAUGGAGCAGGGUGUGUCUCCUCCUUCAGCACAACACCUGCUGCUACCUGCAGACUCUAGAGGACUUCAGUCUGUGGGGGGAGCUGAAUCAGGUCCUUGAGGACUCUUGGCUUCAGGGGAGACUCCGGAGCUGAGGCAGUACCUGGCCCCUGGCACUGGGAGGGAGGACUCCAUGGUCCCGUGGCUGCAGUGGAUCUCUCUAGGUUUCUUCAGGGAUUGGGGAGGAUGCAGAGUGGAUCUGUGGGGGCUUUCAGAGCUUCACAGAGGCCAGCAGCAAGGAGAGAACUGUGGGAACAAUCCUGGGAGUUCCUAGGCUCUCUGUGUAGUCAGGUAUUAAUUCAAUAUUGAAGUGAUGGGCACACUUUGAAUUCUUCUGCAGCUUCUCCAGUGUGGGCACAGCCUCACAGCCCCCUUCCACAAGGCCACAUCCAUCUGUGCAGGGUCGCCACCACAUCCCUGCUCUUGUUACCUCAAACAUAUACAUAUAUAUUACUCUUGGAAGAAAUGGAAUAGCACAGGAGUUAGUAGUAGUUAAGAAGGAAUCGUAGUUAGGAGUAGAGACUUAACACCUGAGAAUUUUAACAAGAUAAUAAAUAAUGCGUAGGCCAGGCAAGAGGGUAUUAGCAAUGAAGCCUCAUUAACAAGAACCUCCUGAGAGAAUACAACUCAGUAGAACUUCAAGGACUAACAGUGGAAACAUCCUGCUACAAAGAAGGGUGUGAAGACAAGGGAAGGCUACAGAUCAGUCACCAGUGACAAAAGGGAACAUCUUGGCCCAGAAGCACAGAACCUGGGGGAAAGGUAAUUCUGGCGGGGGGAGACUGGGGCCACCGACUCAAUCGAGGGACAAAAGGGCUACCCCACCUGCCUCCUCUUGAGCAUGCGCAGUGAAUUAAAAUCACCCUGUAGCUUUAAACUUAAGCAGGGAAGAUACAGACCAAGGGGAGAAGGGGAUGCCCAAUCAGGUCAAUGCUUAUGUAUUAGAUAGGUGUGGUGUGUUAAUUGUCAUGCAUAAAUGUCAAAAAGGAAUUAUGGUAGGUGUGCAUGCUAGGAGAGAUCCCUCAUGCACCCGGCGCCAAAUAAAGUAAUGCCUGCUCUUUAAUA
Messenger RNA from Phalacrocorax carbo (great cormorant), 3739 nucleotides. The record is from RefSeq and is a predicted model, not a curated record. NCBI's taxonomy places the organism in Eukaryota, Metazoa, Chordata, Aves, Suliformes, Phalacrocoracidae.